AUGCCGCGCCCUCGUAAGUCGACUACAGGUCCGAUCAAGCGUCGUACAAGAACUGGUUGCCAGAGCUGUCGAAUCCGUAAGAUAAAAUGCGGAGAACAAAAGCCUGUAUGUGAACAAUGUAAGGCGAAGGGCCUGGAGUGUGUCAGUGCGACGGCGCUCAAGUGGGAGUCUGAAUAUGCCUCUAAAGGUCUCAGUUUUGGACGAGCGGGCGUCUGGUCGAAAGGUCGUGGAAGAACUGGCCAGUUUUCACCGUCGACAAUAGCCCUACCGAACGACCGCGGCGUAUGGUGUCCGGUCCCUCGUGUGUUUCCAUAUAGUUUCGUCAACACUACAGUCGACAACAUCCAGGAUUUGCUGGACUAUGAUGACUACUUCGAGACGACGCUCAAUAAUCUCCCAGUGGCAAUCUCAGAAGCAGAGACAGAGCCUGCAGAAUCUAGAAGCACUUCCUCCCUCAGCCCGUGGCUCACCGCCCAGCAGCUUGUACGACCAGUUCACUCCAUAGCACCACCACUCGAUCUUCUUCCAGAUGUCGAGCUCUGCACCUCUAAUGAGACGAACUUGCUAUUGUCGUAUUACCUGCACAAGGUCUGUCCACUGAGCACGGCAAGUCUAUCAUCAGAUUCGCCCUUGGGGUCCCUCCUUGUCCCAUUUGCGUUGAGUGGCUCCACGCUUACCAUGAACUCAAUACUGGCUUUGGCCGCUUGCCAUCGAUCGAGGCGCGACUACAGCUAUCAAGCAACGGCUUUGCAGCUUAGCCAUGCGGUCCUCCAAGAGCUUAGAGCUCGACUGCGUGACUCGGACCCAAGACUGGUCGCAAUGAGCCCAGAAACCCUGGUCGUCAUGGUACUCUUGUGCAUGUUCGAGAUCACAAAUGAAUGCGACAAGCGAUGGGUAAUACACCUAAAGGGUGCCAGGGAUCUAGUUCGGCUGCGUCGCCAGUUCAUGCUUCAAAGCACGCCCUCGUCCGAAGAAAGCCAGCUCGUCCAGUUCUGUGAGCGCUAUUUUGCGUUUCAGGACGUCAUCGGACGUACGGCGUGCGGUGAAGACCCUGUCUUUGGAAGCGACUUCUGGGAAGAUAGUUCUGAGUGCGAUCAGUGGCUUGGAUGUUCUCCAGAGUUGGUCUCUGUGCUGAGUAAGAUCACGGAGCUCGGCCGCGAGGAUCGUAGCGUUCGCGACACGCGCGAAUACCACGCCACAACUGCCGCAUUGGAGAUCCAACUGAGCGGACUCAAGCAGCAGAUUUGGGACACCGAUGAUGAUGUUCUUUCUCAAGCUGCCGAGUUGAAGAGAUUGGCUGCAGAACUGUAUCUACAGUGUCUCUUGAAUGGCGCCGAACCUUCAAUGCCUUGGGUUUCGGCUCAAGUAGACGAGAUACUGAACCUGGUGGCGCUUUUGCUGGAACGCCAGGUGGUUGCAGGCAUAACUUGGCCAUUGUUUGUCGCCGCCGUACAGCUCGAACUGGAUCGACCCUUCCGAAAACCUCAGAAUUUGAGCUUCGCACCAACGUACGCUCGCCCUUUUGUUCUAUAUGCUUUGGAACGGCUCAGUGAUUCCAUGGCCAACGUUACCCGUACAAGAUCAGUCAUCGAAAAAAUCUGGCAAGCGAGAGAUCUCCAGCAUCUCUCGGAGUACGCACGAGAUGUGCAGAAGAACGACUGGGAGUAUUUCGUUGCACCGUUCUGCGGCAAUAUGUCACUCGCAUAG
This is a messenger RNA of Exophiala spinifera, 1707 nucleotides long. RefSeq lists its product as uncharacterized. NCBI's taxonomy places the organism in Eukaryota, Fungi, Ascomycota, Eurotiomycetes, Chaetothyriales, Herpotrichiellaceae. Gene Ontology annotation, cellular component: nucleus. The transcript has a single exon. The record is from RefSeq and is a predicted model, not a curated record. The coding region runs from base 1 to 1707 and encodes 568 amino acids. Gene Ontology annotation, molecular function: DNA-binding transcription factor activity, RNA polymerase II-specific; transcription cis-regulatory region binding; zinc ion binding. Gene Ontology annotation, biological process: positive regulation of transcription by RNA polymerase II.